This is a messenger RNA of Mesorhabditis belari, 1548 nucleotides long. Lineage: Eukaryota; Metazoa; Nematoda; Chromadorea; Rhabditida; Rhabditidae. The record is from the annotation of a GenBank genome assembly.
AUGAUCACAAAAUUGCUGCUGGCCGUGCUGGCCACAGCGGUUUUGGCUCAGUCUCAAUCUGGUGGAGAUAAUGGAGACGAUUCGAAUCGACGAGGACCGCCAAGGCCAAGGCCUGAUGGACAAGGACCACCAGGACAAGGACAAGGACAGGGACAAGAUGGACAGAGACCAGGUCCACCUGGAAGAGGACAAGGAGGACAAGGAGGCCCGGGCGGUCAAGGUGGCCAAGGAAGAGAUCAACGACAAAAUCAAAAUGGCGGCAACAGUAAUGGAAUGAGGAUCUUGGAUCCUAAAGCCACUCUAUUAGCAAUCAUCAGCUUGGGUCCAGAGCAGAAGGAACGGGACCACUGCGGAAAGUGGGGAGACUGGAAAGAGGUGAAAUGCUGGUGGCCCGAUCAGAACUUCAGUUCGUUGCCUGAAGAAUGCACCAAUAUCACCUAUCCAAAGAAAGUACCGCAAUCAUUGCAAAAAUUCAUCGAUGCUAAAGUUCAAGAAGUCUAUGCGGUGAUCCAAGCAGCCUAUCAACGACGAGGCGCUCCACCGAAAUGCGGUCAUUGCACACAUUCGUUCAAAUGUCGAACGAGAAAUGCCACAAAAGAGGAUGAUGAUGAUGAUGAGAUGGAUAUGGGAAUGGAUUUCGAUUUUGGAAUGAAUGAUGAUGAGGAAGAUGAUGAGGAAGAUGAUGAGAGUUCGAUGGAAGAUCUGGGAGGACAAGGAGGACAAGGAGGACAAGGAGGACAAGGAGGACAAGGAGGACAGGGAGGACAGAGAGGACAAGGAGGACAGGGAGGACAAGGAGGACAAGGAGGACAAGGGAGACGCCCAAGACCUAGACCCCGCCCACGUCCACGUCCACGACCUGGGAAACAGUGCAAAAAGAAAGAAAUUCGCCCAAUUGACGCCGAUUGUGAUGACGCGAAAGCCUGCAAAGUCUCCUCAGUCUUCGGUGGAUGUCCGGCUCCAUUGUUCUUGCAUAAAGAUCGAAUGAAGAAAAUCAAUGAAAUGAUGAUGAGUGGAGAUCAUCAAGGAGCUCUUGAUGCAAUGGAUUUUAUGCAAGACGAUGAUGAUGAGAAUAUGGAUGACUCGAUGAGAAAGAAACGACAAUCCGGUUUCUACGAUCCAUCCACUUUCUAUGCCAAUUCGGGAAGCCAAGGAAUGAGAUCACAAAUGCAAAUGAUGGGCCCUUGGCAACCAAACAACGACUGGACUGGCUCAUCGCAAAGCCAAAACCCUUUCCUCCAGUGGAGAAGAGAAAGAGGAAUGGAUUCUUACAGCCCGAGAUUUAAUCGUCAAUAUGAUCAUAAACCGGGUGGACAUGGGGGAAGAGGGGGAAGAGGGGGAAGAGGUGGAGGAGGUGGAAAGGGGAAAGCCAAGUUCAUCGCCAAUCUUUUGCAUGGAACCAACUGUGUCAGCUCCGGAAAUGAAUGUCUCUGUUGCUGUGGCGGCCAUAUUCCCGAUGCUAAAUCGGGUGACUGCAAAGAUAUUCGCUCAAUGAUGCCACAACUUCCAAAGCUUCUCGAUUUUGCGAUGAAAAAAGAUCAAUCUCAA